This is a messenger RNA of Phyllotreta striolata, 706 nucleotides long. NCBI's taxonomy places the organism in Eukaryota, Metazoa, Arthropoda, Insecta, Coleoptera, Chrysomelidae. The record is from the annotation of a GenBank genome assembly.
GUGCAUUUCUGGGAAUUUAAUUAAUUAAAUUUCCAAGCUAUAGAUAAACCGUAGAUAUAAAUACGGCUGCACUAUUGAUGGGAAAUCAUAAAGUGUCAAACAUGAAGUAUUACAUAACGUUUUUAUUGUUUUUCACACUUGCAGCUUACGCCCUUGCUAACUCUCAACCAGAGUUCAUCAUUCAGGACGCCAACGUUCCAAAUGUCAAUUUUAAACUGGACGCGCUCACAGCUUUGCAGGAAGCCUGGGAGUUGUAUCCCAACAAUAGCACCGAAAGAGACGGAGCCUACGCGGACCUCUUCCAAUACAAACACCCCCAGCCCAGCGGCUGGAACGUAGCCAGUGGUUGCCUAACAUUUAACGUCAGAAGAACAUAUUUGUUCGUCGAUAUUUUGGUCAAAUAUUAUCCAGAAAGCGAUGUAAUAAUGGAUGAUCCGACCACUUCAUCACCACCACAACCAAUUAGUGUACUUACCAAAAUUUUUAACUGAAUAAGCUUCAAUAUAAUGAUUUAUUUAUUGUAAAUUCGUACUAUUUCUAUUACACCAACUCCACAAUUUUUUUCAAAAUUAUUCGACGACUCGAAACAACUACAAUAACAGAGCAAACUGUUAAUUCAAAACCUGCAACAUUUUCCUUAAAUGUAUACAAUCUUGCAAGUAAACAACAUUACCUAACCGCAAAAUAAACUUACACAUUUACGUUA